UGCUUGACGACUCUCGCCUCUUCUCUCUCCCUCCCUGUACAGUGAGCGAGGGGGGAGUCAGAAAAACAGCCACAGCAGCCCUCAGCGUGCGGCUCUGAGUCAUCGGUUGGCUCAUCCAGCUUGAUAUCAUCCUUGGUGCUGGAGUCCGUGGGAGAAUUAUAUUCAAAUCGGCACUACGCUGCGAUCGCCUCAUUUGUUUCCAAUUCUGAAUGACGGGCGGCGGACGGUUCGACUUCGACGAUGGAGGCACUUAUUGCGGGGGCUGGGAGGAUGGGAAAGCCCACGGACACGGUAUCUGCACUGGACCCAAGGGCCAAGGCGAAUACGCCGGGUCCUGGUCACACGGGUUCGAGAUAGUAGGGGUUUACACCUGGCCGAGUGGGAAUACAUACCAGGGUUACUGGUCGCAAGGGAAGCGACACGGGCUUGGGGUUGAAACCAAAGGAAAGUGGAUCUAUCGCGGAGAGUGGAGUCAUGGGUUUAAGGGUCGGUACGGAGUUCGCCAAAGCCACAGUACACCUGCUAGAUACGAUGGAACUUGGAGUAAUGGGCUGCAAGACGGCUAUGGAAUCGAGACCUAUGGGGAUGGUGGUACGUACCAGGGCCAGUGGAUGGGGGGGAUGCGUCACGGUUACGGAGUGCGGCAGAGUGUGCCUUAUGGGAUGGCAACGGUCAUCCACUCGCCGCUGCGCACCUCACUGGCCUCGCUGCGGAGCGUGCAGAGCAACGGCACGCUCCACCAGGACGCGUCCAGCACUGACACGCCCGUGGGUACGCGCGGUGGCUUCGUGCUCAACUUCCACAGUGACAGCGAGGUGGUGACGGGCAAGAAGAAGGGCCUGUUCCGUCGCGGCUCGCUCUUCGGCAGCCUGCGGCAGCUGCGCAAGUCCGACUCGCGGACGUCCAUCUCCAGCAAGCGCAGCUCGGCGCGCAGUGACGCCACCACCAUGAGCCGCAUCAGCUCCAGCGACGCUAACUCCACCAUCAGCUACGGCGAGGGCGACGGGGACUACACCGCACCCGAGGACCACGUGGACGCCACCACCACCGAAACCUACAACGGCGAGUGGAAGAACGACAAGCGCUGCGGCUUCGGCGUGUCCGAGCGCUCCAACGGCAUGAAGUACGAGGGCGAAUGGCUCAACAACCGGCGCCACGGCUACGGAUGCACCAUCUUCCCUGACGGCACCAAGGAGGAAGGGAAAUACAAAAAUAAUGUGCUCGUGCGCGGCAUACGCAAGCAGCUCAUUCCGCUUAAGAACCCUAAAACCAAAGAGAAAGUGGACCGUGCCGUGGAGGGUGCGCGGAGGGCCGGAGCCAUCGCAAGAACAAAAGUGGAAAUAGCAGCAUCAAGGACCACUCAUGCACGAACCAAGAGUGAAGCAGCUGACCAGGCAGCUCUGGCAGCCCUCCAUGACUCUGACCUGGCCAGAUCAGUGGCCAGAGAGCUCUCCCCAAGCUUCCAUCAGCCAGGCCUUGACUAUGUCAAGCAGAGAUUUGCAGAGCCUAUGGAGACUCCUGUUGAAGUCCCGGUGGAGAACGAGAAGAAGAAAGAGGUAGAUCCGGACUCCCCUGCCCUGAGUCCGGGUGUCUCACCGCCCCCGUCACCCACCAAGAAAGCCCCUGCACUCGCCAACAGCAGCGUGGCGCGCAAGAUCAGCAAGGAUCAGAGUGUCGCCGCGACACGCAAGAUCAGCAAAGACCAGAGCGUCUCCGGCGUAAGCCGUAAGAUCAGCAAGGAAGAGAGAGCCGCCAUCACCGCCGAGGUUGCCAAAGUCGUGCCCGCUCCGCCGCAUGCGCAGGUGUCCUUCCACAGCCAGCAUGACGAGCCUCCCCCCAAACCACCAAAGGCGGCGGCCGAGCCAGAGUCCGAGCAGCAGGACAGGCAAAGCAACGGCAUGCUACACCGCCAGCGGCAGUACCACAGCUACUACGUCAAGACGCCUGUCAAGGCAGCGCCACCGCCCGAGGAGCCUGAGGAAGAGGAGCCUGAGGAGCCCACGCAGUCCGAGCUGGCGCGCAUGCCCCCCAAGUUCAGGACCCCCACGCCCGCCGGAGCAGGAGCCGGAGCCGGAGCCAAGACUGAGGCCAAGCCAGACCCCAAGCUCAGGAAGCAGGAGUCGAUCAAGCCAAAGAGCCUGUCAGAAACCAAGAAAGCCAGCAUGGAGAUUCUCGACGUGGUCGAGGAAGAGUCAGGUCCCAAUUCAAUAUUGGUUGCCAUGGUUAUGCUUUUGAAUAUUGGCCUUGCAAUUAUUUUUGUCCAUUUCCUGACAUGAUGCACUGGAAUUUGAGUGGAGUCAUGAAAACCGUUGCAGUUGUGUCGACGGCCUUUAAAGAAACAAAAUGACGUCGGGCGAUUCGGGAUUGGCCAAAGGAGCUUUGGAAUGAGCAUGAACCACUGGAGAUACAUGAGACAUGGAACAUCCAGCGAAGAGACUGUUCGGCUUCCUGCCUGACGAUUUGAGGCUCUUUGGGGGUCCUGUGAGAACUGGAGUGAGAUAAUGUUGGGGUGAAGAAAUAUAAACACAGUUGUAUUUAUAUGAAGAAAAAAAUUAAUAAACUAUUAAAAAAAUAACAUAAAAAUCACGUUGAAUCUGCUGAUCUAAGCCCAAUCCUCUGAAGUGUAUGGCUUCCCUAUCUGUCCUCGCACCCAGGGAAUGAGAGAGAGAAAGAGAGGGAGGGAGAGAGAGAAAUAGAGAGAGGGAGGGAGGGGAGGGAGAGACUUAACUGGAAACAUUCAGAGAUGCACUUUGAAACUGACGGGAGCCAACAGCUGCCUUACUAUUUUACCAUCUGACGUUUUAGUGGGGAGGUGUCCGCUCUCGGCUGCCAGGGGAACGUGUCCAGGGGACAUUGUUGCCACGGGAUUGCGUUCCAGCCAAUCCCGCCAGAGGAAACUGUAUGCGAUAGGGGUGGCGUGUCACACACACACACACACACAGACACACACAAUCACUCAAACACACACACACACAUGCAUGCAUAGACACAUGCAUAGACACACACACAGGCACACCAGUCUUAUAUCGUCAGCUAGCGUCACCACCAAUUUCACCUAGCAUCACAACUACAUGCAGCUUAGGAAGGUUCCUUUGGUUUCUUUGACAACACCAACCCCCACCCCACUCCCUUGCAUGGAACAGUUUUCAUUCUUCUGUUUUUUUUUCUGUUGGUUUUGUUUUGUUUUGUUUUGUUUCUUGUUGUAGUUUAUUUCUACAUGUUUUGCUUUGUAUUGAAGUCAAUGGCAAAUUGGCAAAAAAAAACGUAAAAGAAUCACUACCUUCAUCAAAUGUCCAUCCCUCUUUGGUUGAUUUUUGUUUGGUAUAACAACAACUUUCACAGAGAUGAUAUUCUAAUUUUGAGAAAUGUGCAAUAUGUUUUAUUUUUUUAAAGAUGGAUUAUAUAUUUUGCCAACUAAAGGUUUGUAGUAUGGUCAUCAUUUUAAUUCUUGUAGAAGUCAUCUUGGCAUCAUUUUGUUUUUAAUCACACAACUAGAAUGAAAUGCUGUGCUCUGACUUAAAAGGGAAACUUGUUUAGAUUGACUACUGGUUUUAUUGUUGUGCGAAUCAACACUGUUUCAGCAAACAAGGCUACACUCAACACCACAGAGCUGAAUUUGAAGUCUUAUUAUUAAAAAUAAAGAAACAUUUUAUUUAUUUUGAGAAUCAAAUAAAUUAUGUCAUGGUAUUUAUAGCCGAAGCUUAGACAGUUUUGCAUGAGAUUGUUGUCUUUUUCUGCCUCUGAUGUGGAACUAUGAAAGUGGAUUAUUAGUGAUUUAACGACAAUGUGAAACCCCUUUUUUGUCGAGGGACACUGCUUGCUUGCAUAUAUUUGUGGGAAAUAGGAGUUUCAGUGCGCUUUGGCAGACCCAAAGAAAAAAAGUGUUUGUGUGUGUGAUUCGAUCAGGUAGAGCCGAGGAAGAUAUCAUACCCUAGGGUAAGAGUGUUGCCUUUUAAAGUCUUUAACAGUUAUACUGUUUACCUCAAAUCAAGAGGAGGAUGCGAAUGAAAGAGAAAAAAGCCUCAAAAAGUAAAGAAGUCUUUGUCUUAACCUGUAGUGUGGAAAUGGACUGUUACUACAAGUAGAGAAAUGUUUUCUUUUUUGCUCUCUCUUGUCAUGUUAGUGUUUGUUUUAGUGUAUUCUUUGUUGCAGGUGCAGCAUGGUGGGUUUUUUUUUUCACUUUAUUUAAAAAGAUACCAUUCUUUGUAUGUUAUCACUUCAAAAACAUUAAUUUAUUCUGUUCAAACAGCCUCGUUAUAACAAUGUAUCGUUUCAGAAUAUUCAUGUCAAAAAUCUAUCUUUACAAGGGCUUUGAUGAAAAGUGAACUUUUAUCUCACCUUUGAUUUGACUGCUAGUUUGCAUGGUUUAUGAAGGAUACAUUAUGUGACAUAAAUUAUUUCUUAUAUGUAGGCAGCGCAUAUAUCAAAUCUUUGGAAAUUGGUGUCAGUGCAUCUCGCCUCUUGAGUAGAGUAGUGGUCUUGAGGUAUAGAGGCAAGGUUGUGUGUUGUGUGUGUGUGUGUGUGUGUGUGUGUGUUUGUGUGAGUGUGUGUGUGUGUGUUUGUGUGUGAGAAAGUGUGUGUGUGUGUGUGUCAGUGGAUGUACUGUAAAGGGCCAGCAUCUGAAGAGGCAGCCAUGAUGAAGUGUUUUUACUUGAGAACAAUGAUGUUUUAUGCAUACAAGCAACGUUGAUGGGAAGUAUGGUAAUUUGGCAAGCUGUUAUUGUUAUUCUUUUCUUUGAAAUGCAAUGUAAAUGGCCUCAUUCAUUUGAUUAUGAUUUCAAAGACUUAUGAACCAUAACAUCAUACAAAUUUAAAAGACGGUAUAUAGGUAUUUUUUUAAAAGCAACAUUGCAUGUUGAAAUACAUUUAUAUACAGUGAAGGUUAUAUACUAUUUAUAAGGAUUUUUACAGAGCACAAUCCAACAUCUCAAAUGAAUUUAUGGUAUUUUUCUAAAGAUUUACUCAGCUGUAUUUUGACAAAGGAUAUAACUCAUUUCAUAAUGAACAACAUGAUGCACACAACCUUUGACGGAAAAUAUCAGAUGUAUCUAUUAAUGAAAGCCAUUUACAGUCAGUAACUAAUAAAAAAGGAUUCUCAUUGGACCUUAGGAAUCAAAGUUGAACUGAGUGACUUUUGAUAUCGCCAAACCCAGAAAAACUAUUGAAUGGUGUUUAAGUCUAAGGAGAUGUUUGUCUAUAUAUAACAAUAAAAGACUUUAUGCCCUGUA
This is a messenger RNA of Alosa alosa (allis shad), 5228 nucleotides long. It is a transcript of the gene jph1a, whose product is annotated as junctophilin 1a. The record is from RefSeq and is a predicted model, not a curated record. The transcript has 7 exons. The coding region runs from base 210 to 2276 and encodes 688 amino acids. Lineage: Eukaryota; Metazoa; Chordata; Actinopteri; Clupeiformes; Clupeidae. Gene Ontology annotation, cellular component: endoplasmic reticulum membrane; junctional membrane complex; plasma membrane.